AUGAAAGAUUAAAAUUCAAGUUUCUAAAGCAAGCCAACUAUGGUUAUCACAAAUAUUUACUAAGAUAGCAAUAGAUUUCAUUUACCAAAUUUAAACUAAACAAAAUCUUAAUCUCCAAAUAAUAUCUAUUUUAAUGAAUAUUUUGCAUAAGUAAAAGGAAUUAAAGCAAUACCUAAAAAACCCAAGCAGAUGCAAGAUAAAAAAUUAAAAUAUAGGAUUCAAGAUAUAGAAUUAAAAAUAAAACAGCAAUAAAUGCUUUCUAGUAGAUUCUUUUAACAGGAAAAUGAUUUAUAGAGGAUUGUCAAAAAUUAAUAAUUUGAACCUUGUUAUGUUUCUAAAAAAAUCUAAGCUUCAAAAAUUAUUAUCACAAAAUUAAAAAAUGAUUUGCAUUAUUCUUAAUCAAUACCACCUAUUAAAUCUACAUAAAAUCAAAAGGAAGAGAAGGAAAUAAGAAAACCUAUAUUUUUUUUUUAAGUAUCAAUUAAAAAGAAUUCAGAUCAAAGAUAAAAAAUCAACAAAGAUGAGGGUUGUAGCUAUUGGAAAUAUAGUUAUUAGGAUGAAUAUGAAGAUGAAGAAUCUAUAAUAUAGUAUGUAAGUGGAUAUUGA
Molecule: messenger RNA, 606 nt
Organism: Paramecium sonneborni
Lineage: Eukaryota; Ciliophora; Oligohymenophorea; Peniculida; Parameciidae
Source: the annotation of a GenBank genome assembly